This is a messenger RNA of Lymnaea stagnalis (great pond snail), 5858 nucleotides long. Lineage: Eukaryota; Metazoa; Mollusca; Gastropoda; Lymnaeidae. The record is from the annotation of a GenBank genome assembly.
AGAGUAGAUUGGUUUUGAGAGCAAAUACCAACCUUCUUUUACUCAUCUGGUCCAGGAGCCUUUCAGGAGUUUGAUGCAACCACCCACUGACACUUGAACGAGAUUACUUUUUAUCAUGGAGACCUCUGACUGCAUUAUUGAAGGGCUGUACUUGGGUGGUGUCAUGGCUGCCUUAAAUGAAAGAGACUUACAAGUAAAAAAAGUGACCCACAUCUUGUCCAUUGAUGAAAAGCCACUGCCAGAAAUGUUGACUAAUAAAUGUACCUAUAAACAUAUUUUUGCACUGGAUCUGUACGACUUUGAUUUACUGGAGUUAUUCCCUGAAUGUUUUACAUUUAUUGACCAGGCCCGGGAGAAUGGAGGCGCUGUAUUAGUUCAUUGGUAAAAAAGACACAAUCAUUUCCUUUAUUUGGGCUAGAAGUUUUGUUACGAAGUAAACACUAAUAGUAAUAGGAAAGUUUUAAAGUUUGUAAAUAUUUAAAAAGGCUAUUUUAAAAAAGUAGUACUUGUAAUAAAAGUAUUUAAAAGAAGUAGCUGUGACGCCAAGUUCCCAUCAGUAAGAUUAAGAAGACACGAACAAAUUGUGUCAAUAUAACAAUAUAAGUUCUGCUUUAAUAAUAAUUAUACAUUAUACACAAUUAAACGUUUCGGCACAUGCCUUCAUCAGUACAAACAAACAAAACACAUUUAAAUAAGUAUAAAUUAAAUUUACAAAAUAUCAAUAUACAUAUCCUACCUAAAACAGAAAAAAUAUAUAUUCCAUCAGUAAUUAUUUUAGUUUGCCUUUCUUUUUUAAUAGAAUAUAUUUUUUUAAAAUCUAAAUUUACAUAUUUAUUUUUUUUAAAUCUAAAUUUAAAUAUUUAUUUUUAUGUUGAGAAUCAAAAUAGUUUUGUUGUAUAUAAAUAUCUAUACCUUGGCUUAUAGCUAAAAUAUAGGAAUUUUGAAAUAUUUCAAAAUCCAUUAAAAAAAUUAAUUAAUUUUAAUCAAGUUGCCAAAGCAAAAAGUCACUAAUUUUACCUUUUUUACCAUUGAAGUAGAAAUGUCUAUUGAGUGUAUAAGUUAAAAUAAAAUAGAAAAAUAGAUCAAGGAAGCAAUCGCAUCAUUGACUAUUUUAGAUGAGAACAAUUUAUAUUUUCUGGCUUAUAUUAAAAUUGUAAAAACAAAAAGCUUACUUAUGAAUUUGAUUUCAUGUACGGUAGUGAGAAACACUGUAAGUCACAAGCCAAUUAUCAUCCCCUCAAUCCCUUCCUCACCCAUAACCAUGCUCCAGUUUUAAAUUAGGACUGAGGUGUAGAUGUGCUGAUUUGCUUAACUUACAUAUUGCUAUAUGAUGUCCACUGAAGUAAAAUUAAGUUCAUUUAGAGUGGUACCCAUAGAAAUUACUACCCCUGUACCUUGAUGGGUUUGUAACCUUCUCCUUUGAUAGCUUUUGGUCUUGUGUUCAUUUGUUCAACAAAGCAAAAGAAGACUUUUAAUUUGAAAAUAGUUCAUAUUAAUGAUUUUCUUGUCUUUAGUCAAGCAGGUAUAUCAAGGAGUGCAACAAUUGUAGUAGCAUACAUUAUGCAGAAGCAUGUCAUAUCCAAAGUCAGGGCCCUGGAAAUAGUAGCUGCUGCUAGACAGUUUGUGAGGUGAGUUUACAAACCAAUUUUGUUGCGUUGGGUCAUGUUGAAUAGAAAUGGGGAGUCAAGCUAAAUUAUAUAUGGAAACUGAUUUAUUGGGAAAUAACUUAAAUGCUCUCUAGAAGGAGGUUCCUAAAUAAUUUUGCCAAUAUGAGAAUGUUAUAGAAUUUUUUUCCUUAUCAAUCUUUAAUUUCCACUAAAUCAAUUUAAAAUUAAAGAUAUCAUCUUUAGAGUCUAUGACUAUGAAUAACUUUGUUAUUGUUGCUAGACCCAAUGAUGGUUUUCAAGAGCAGCUGCAAUUGUUUGAAAAUAUGGGGUGCAGAAUAGACAAGACACAUAGUGAAUAUAGGGCAUACCAGCUGAGCAAACUAGCCGUACGCUUCAAAUGUGGACAGUUUUCACAAGGUAAAUCUGUUGUGUUUUUUUUUGUUAAAGUUGGAUGCAAAUCAAAAUACAUUUAAAAAAUGUAAUUCUUGUUAACGCUUUGAGCACCACCUGCUUCAUCUGCCAAUUAGGAAACUACUUCAAUAGUUUUCGCUAAUGAUUCAUUGAAUGAUUUCACUUGCCAUCUUGCAGUAGAUGACGUCAACCUGUUGGGUCUUGUUUCAUUAAUCGCUUUAAUUUAAUUUGAUCUUUUUGUUUCAAGAGUUGCUAAAAGAUUUGAUAUAAAAUAAUUAAAGCUUUUAAAAAUAAAUGACAGUUGUCUCCCUGUUUUUCAUCUGAUGUAUUUUGAUUUGUUUCAUCUAUUCUAAUUCGAUACAUUUUUUAAAAAUUUCAUCUUAACAGUUUGUUUAACAAAUUUACAGAUUGAUUACAUUUGGGUUAAAAAAAAAUUUACUAUAAAAAAAGUUUGGUUUCAGCUGCUCACAUAGAAAGGGUUUCUUGAAGCUUCAAAUUGAAACUGUCACAAUGAAUUGCUCUAACAAUAUGCAUUGUUCCAUCACUAUGGAUUGUUAUAUCAAUUUCAAUUGUUCUAUCAAUAGGUAUUGUUUCAUCGCUAGGGGUUGUUAUAUCAUUUUGAAUUGUUCUAUCGCUAUGAUGCAGGUGACCCAGAAAUACCCUCUGAGGUUUACGUCCAGCCUGAUUACUCAGCCAAAGGAAAUGAUGCCUACUACAAGUGCCGUAAGUGUAGGUGAGAUGCCGCCAAAACAUGUUAAUCAUAGCUUCGGGAUGGAGUUUAAAAAACAAAAUUUACACCAGUUUACCAUUGUUCAGAAUUUUAAAAAAAUAAAACUUAACCCACUGUAAUGCAAUCAACAUUUCUACUGAACUGUUAGAUACAUAAAUGGCCCUUGUAAAGCAGUUUUUGGGGGGAGAGCUUAAAAAAAAUGUCGGUUUACUUGAAGUGAGGGCCAAUUCCUCCUCAUUGAAAUAAUAUUUUUCUUUUAAAAUGAAGAACAUUUUUUUAAUAUAAAUAUAUAUGUAUGUAUCUAUCAGUUUGGGUCUCUGGAUAUUCUAUUUAUAUCUGUGUUAUUUUUUUCUUUGCAUAGAAUGUUUUUAUUCCAUGAUGGAGCACUGACCUCACACAAUAUAGGUCAAGGCGACUCCGCCUUUGACUGGAGGAGUAAGGUGCCUGCCAAUAAACGUCCAACCAAUGCUGCUGGCGGUGACUCUGUAUGUCAGAGAUCUUUGUUUGUUGACCCUCUGACGUGGAUGAAGGGGAAGAUCAAUAUUGUUCAGGGCAAGGUGAGACUAACUUGAAUGUUCACAAUCAAUAGUGUUUAGGGUUUGGUAAGGCAAACUUGAAUGGUCACAUUGGCCCUAUGGUAACUUACAUAUUCUUAUUAUCUAUAAUCUAUUCUUUUUAUUUCUGUUCACAAAAUUUCUAUUUUUUAAAAGCAUUACUUUUAGUGGAAAUAGUUUAAAGAAUCAAUUCGAGUGCUAGUAAUGGACUUCGCAAAAGCAUUUGACCGGGUGAAUCAUAGUUUGCUUCUACACAAACUCCAGAUAUAUGGGAUUCAAGGCACCACUAAAACAUGGAUCUCUAGCUUCCUCAGCCACCGACGCCAAGCAGUAGUGGUGGGCGGUACAAGCUCCUCCUUUGUCAAUGUGAAGUCAGGGGUCCCCCAGGGAUCAGUCCUGGGCCCCUGUUUGUUCCUAGCAUACAUUAAUGACCUACCGGAGAAACUGACAUCACAGGCAAGACUGUUUGCAGAUGACACAGCAGUGUAUAGGACGAUCGCCAACAGAUCUGACCAGGACCAGCUACAACAGGAUCUCAAUCUGUUAGCUGAGUGGGAGAUGAGCUGGGACAUGGAAUUUCACCCUGCCAAGUGCCAGACACUAUCAAUCUCUAGAAGUUGUACUCCUCUACACUACCAAUACAAACUGCACGGCCAUAUUCUUGAGCAAGUUUCCUCCGUAAAGUACCUGGGUGUUACCAUUCAAAGAGAGGUCCGCUGGGACGAGCAUAUUAACAAUGUAUGUAACCAAGCAAACCAAGCCUUGGGGUUCUUAAGGCGAAAUCUAAAGAUUGGCAACUCCUGUGUGAAAGAAAGAGCAUAUAAAGCCUUUAUCCGUCCGAUUUUAGAUUAUGCAUCUUCAGUCUGGGACCCAUUUACCCAGAAGAGCAUUGACAGGUUGGAGGCGGUCCAGCGACGAGCAGCACGCUUUGUCCUAAACCGCUACAGGAAUACCUCUAGUGUUGGCAGCAUGCUAGAAACACUAGGCUGGUCACCAUUGGAGAAACGACGACGACAAUCCAGGCUCUCCAUGAUGUACAAGAUAAAUAAUGGGCUGGUCCACUGUUCCAGUAUUAAACAGAAACUCGUCCCUCUCCCCCAUAGACAGCGACGAGGCCAUGACAGGCAAUUCAGGCUCAUACCAGCAAGAAGCCAGUAUAGGAGCUGCUCAUUCCUGCCCAAGACAAUCAGGGACUGGAACCAUCUUUCAAAAGGAACAGUUGAGGCGACAACACUAGACGCAUUUGUGUCUAUUGCCUCAAGCCUUCAAACCCCUAGUGCAUAAUUUCCUCAUCACCACCAGUAACAGAAACAUUGCAAAUCCCAUCUACAUGCAUAGGAGCCAAAAUGAUCAAUAAAUUGAUCGUGGGCCCUUAAGAUAUAGAAGAAGAAGAAGAGUGUAAAUAGUUUUUAAAAGUAUUACUCUAAAUGUAAAUAUUAUUUAAAAGAAACUUUUUUUUCUAGACAGGAUAUCAAUGUUCUCUUCUGUAUGUUUGACAAAUCUGCUUAAUUUUCUCUGUUAAAUUACCGGUAACCAAAGUCUAAUAUCUCCUCAGCUACAUUGCCCAAAGUGUGAUAUUAAGAUUGGUUCCUAUGUUUGGUUUGGUGAGUAGAUUCUAUGGAUAGAAUGUAGCCAGUGUACGACAUUGUGCUGAAUGGGCUUUUUCAUUAAUAUAAUAAUACCUAUUACUAUUUGUUAGUGUAAGAUAACUGCAGGACAAAAUAUCAAUUCUAAUGGCUUAAUGUUGCUAAUGAAAGUUGUUGAAAUGAUAUGUUUUUAUUUACUGACUUCUUAAAAUGCUUACUAAGUAACAGUAACAUUUUAUUUUGUCAGUUGCUACUUUGAUGUUUUUUUUCUUCUAUUCUUCAUUUCCGUAGCCAAAGAAUUUAAGUCCAAUUUUGAGAAUGGGACAUUUAAAAUUUAAUGAUGUGUAAAGUUUGUCAAGAAAGAAUAUAUUCAUUUCUUUUCUUUGAAUAUUUCCCUCUAAAUCAGGGGAAAAAUGUCCUUGUGGAGCUUGGGUGGCCCCAGCGUUUCACAUUGACGGUGGCAAAGUGGAUAAAAUCCCUUCUCAUCCUGUGAUGCCGCACACCCAAGCACCUGUUGUGACCACCACAUCCACUGCAACUGUAGCACCACAGCAGACCCACCUCAUCGGAGCUGUGGCAGCUUUUCCGGUGUCAGGCGGCAUUGGCAGCCGGCCACUCGGAAACAACCCGCUGCCACAGAGACCAACCCAAGCCUCAAGGUUGUCAUCUGCUCAACUUGUGGCGGCUGUACAACCCAGGAUGGCAUCCUCCUCUUCACCGAGCACCUCCCCCCCACUUUCCACCACACAACAGAUCUUGGUGGAUUCUGCCACUUCAGCCCCGGUGCAGUCAAUGGACUUUGAGAUGGGAGCACCUGAUGGAGACAACGGUCAGGUGGCCUUGGGUCAGACUCAUUUAUCACUUGACAAUAGAGAUUUAGAAACCGGUAUAAAUAGCAUCCAUAUGGAUGUGGAUAGUUUAUAAAAUGUAAGCUUGUAUAGCUUUAUUAAAAUAAUUCCAACCUUGCCAG